Messenger RNA from Penicillium samsonianum, 1488 nucleotides. RefSeq names its product fungal specific transcription factor domain-containing protein. Gene Ontology annotation, molecular function: DNA binding; zinc ion binding. Gene Ontology annotation, biological process: DNA-templated transcription. The transcript has 2 exons. NCBI's taxonomy places the organism in Eukaryota, Fungi, Ascomycota, Eurotiomycetes, Eurotiales, Aspergillaceae. Bases 1 to 1488 code for a protein of 495 amino acids. The record is from RefSeq and is a predicted model, not a curated record.
AUGUCUUCUUCGUCAUUGAAGGAGAAUAAUUGGGCCAGUAGCGAAAAUACUGAGGUCUUCGGAUGGAUAAAAGAUGUUCUUGGUGGCCAUAUCAGCGCCUCAAAUGACGCCCUUUGUUUGGAAAGCCUCACCGCGCCCGGCCGUCCCUCCAGUGGUGUUGAUAAUGACCGGAUACAUGCCAAAAAUCCCAAAUGUUCCCCCGAUGUUCUCUACUGCCACUACCCAUUCCUCAAUAUUAACAACAUUCACAAUAUUCCCUCUCAUUACCUCAACUUUCUCGAGCUUCAAGGUUGUCUGCGGGUUCCUACGCGAGAUCUGUUGUACGAGUUGGUCCAACAUUACUUUCUUCAUGUACACCCGAUUUUGCCACUGGUGAAUGAAGGUGACUUUUGGGGCCUUUAUUUCCAUUCCGCUGAUGAUCCACCGAGGAAGCCAAUUUCUUUAUUGGUUUUCCAGGAUAUCUUAUUUGCAUCGUGUAACUUCAUAUCUCCCUCUACGGUUCAUGCGCUUGGCUUUUCCAGCAUACGGGUUAUGAGAGCUUCAUACUACCGUCAUGCUAAGCUUUUAUAUGACUUUGGAUCCGAAUCUUCCUCUCUUCCAAUUGCCCAAGCAAGCCUUCUCCUUAGCUUUGCAUCCCUCUCCGCAUCUAGAAAGCCCAACAUCUCAUGGCUCAGCAUCGCCAUUGAGAACGCAAGAAUUGCCGAGGCACACCUCUACGCCUCGAUCCCCACAACUUCCAUUCUGCCCCAAGAGCGAAACAUCUUGAAAAGAGUAUGGUGGUGUUGUAUUAUUCGAGACCGUUCUACCGGACUUCUAAUGAGGCGUCCAAUCCAAAUCACAAAACUUCACUUUGGUUUCGCGGCCCAACCUCUAUGCGCUUCGGACUUCGCUGACGAAUUUGAGCGAUCGAUAGUUUACGACUCUGCAACCAAGAGAAGACUGGCUGAUGUUUUGGCUCAGUGGAUUGAACUGAAUAUUACGAUGACAGAUAUUCUUAUGCUUGUUUUCCCGUUCGACGAAAGGCGAGACAUGAGCUCUGAGAAGAGGCUCUCUGAUACCAGUCAGCUUUGCGAGUCCAAAUUGGCAUUAGAACGAUGGUAUAAAUCUGUGGUCCCACGGCUUCCCUUUGCUUUUGCCACAGAGAACAAUCCAUCGUCAAUCGAUCCGGAACCCGAUACGGACAUAUAUCAUUCAUCCGUCAUCCUCUACACCAACCUUAUGCUCAUGUAUUACCACACAUCGCGCGUUGUAUUGAGCCAUUACGAAUUGCUUCAGCUGGACAUGUUGCAAAGACAUAUUAAUGUGAACACUGCGCUUCGCCAAAACCUCUCGACGAUCGUGAAGACUCGACAGGAGUUGGAAGAUGCCGCCCUCUGUAUUACUCAGUGCCACAAAGAGCUGGUUAGCCGGGGGCUUGACAGGUGGCUACCUGUUUCGGCUAUUGGUUGCACAGCCCUCCCCCUUAUCCUUCAUAUUCUGGACACCUAA